Molecule: messenger RNA, 1343 nt
Organism: Daktulosphaira vitifoliae (grape phylloxera)
Lineage: Eukaryota; Metazoa; Arthropoda; Insecta; Hemiptera; Phylloxeridae
Exons: 3
Coding region: 322-1233 (303 amino acids)
Source: RefSeq, a predicted model, not a curated record
UUAAAUAUAUUUCAAUCAGUUCAUCAUUAUUAUUAGACAAAUACUUUAUUCAUUUUGAGGCAAAAAUCUUAAUAUUUUCCAGAAAAUUACAAUAAAAAUCUAAAAUCAUACAAAAAUUGAAUAUUUUAACUUUUUCUUUGAUAAAACUACUGAUUUUAGUUUUGUUGUUUCACCAUACACACGAACUAAGUAAUUAUACAAGAUCAAUAUAAACAAACACAGAAGAAAGCAGAGAGGGAGAUUUCAAUGAACUUUAUUUCUUGAAUAACCAAUUGGUUAACAAAUGAUAGAAUAACUUGACUAUAACUACAACAGGUAAAAAUGAAUUUUUUUAGUGAAAUACAUAUUGUUUUACUGGAAAUAAUUAUUACAAAUAUUAUCAUUGCCUAUACAAAAGAUGAAUUUAGUCAGAAUUCUGAAAAACAUAUAUCUAUUACUAUUAGCGAUUUGAAUAAACUAGUCAGAGAGUAUCCUGCAUUUUUAAAGUUGACAUUACAAAAACAAGAAUAUUACACAGGAAAAGAUGUAUCUCGUUGUCCUAUGCAUUACAAUGAAAAUACUAUAUUAGAUUAUCCUGAUCUUGCGCAGUCUAAAAAUUUCAACCAUAUAGAACAUACAAACCCCUGGACAUGGACUCAAAAUAAUGAAACAGAUGUUCCUGUACCCAUUGACAAUACCAUUGGUCAAAAGUUAGGAAGUAUCAUUAAACCAUGUAUAAAAAACAAUUUCAAUAUUAUCCAAUGUUAUACUCAAUAUCUGAAUGUUAUCGAAAGCGUUGGUAUAACAUUAGUAGACAGAUUUUGUUUGUUUGAACUUGAAGUUUGGAGUAUGCUUGAUAAAUUGGAAGCUAGUGUAGAUUAUAAAGAAAAUUUUAGUUUAUUUAACAUAACACUUAAUACUGAAUUUUUAACCUUAAUUAUAGAUGUAUUUAAAAUUCUUUUAAAUAAUAUUUCUUUUGCGUUUAAACGUUAUGACAUUUCGACUCUACCUCUUGACUGUGUUUCAAAUGUUAUGGGGAUGUUUUCUACUGAAGGUGAUGAAUUUCAAGAAAAUUUUUUAAAAUGCCGGGAGUUAAUGAAGUCAAAAAGAAAUUAUGCUAUUUUAGAUAAUGAUCAAUACUGGGAGUGGAAUAUUACUUCUGAUUGCAAACCUGAUAACGGAUUAUUAUGUCUCGAACAACAUAAAAAUAAUGAUAUAGGAUUAAAUCUAUUUGCAUUCAACGAAUAUAAUUAAUUUUUUAAGUAAUAAUUUCUUUUGUUUAAUAGCUAAUUUUUUAUGUCAUAUUUACUUUUAUUCAACUGUAUUGAUUAUUUUUGUGAAAUAUAAAUGAAUUUAAUUUUGUA